Messenger RNA from Seriola aureovittata, 3839 nucleotides. RefSeq names its product DAZ associated protein 2 (gene dazap2). Bases 145 to 654 code for a protein of 169 amino acids. The transcript is spliced from 4 exons. The record is from RefSeq and is a predicted model, not a curated record. NCBI's taxonomy places the organism in Eukaryota, Metazoa, Chordata, Actinopteri, Carangiformes, Carangidae.
CACCACUUCCACAACAACAAGAAGCUGAAAAACAAGGAAGUGGAUGAUCGUGAAGCAGCCGUAACCUGUUAUAAGGCCGUGACUACAUACGCAGAGUCUCCCUUUUAAUCUGAUAUUCCUCAGCCUCCGGAACAGUCCACAACAAUGAACAACAAAGGUUCAUAUCCACAGCAGGCUGUGUACCCUCAGCAGAGCACUGCACCUGUAUACCCUCCUGCUAUGCAAAUGUCUCCUCAGGCACCUCCUUACACAGACACACCACCUGCAUAUUCUGAGAUAUACCAGCCCAGAUAUGUGCUUCCACCUCAGGUGCCUGGUCAGAUGCCUCAGAUGUCCUCUCCCUACCCUGGUGCUCAGGUGUUUAUGCCCAUGCAGCCACACAUGGCUGUUGGGCCAGUGGGUCAGAAUGUCCCCAUGGCUUACUAUCCCAUGGGAGCCGUGUACCCGCCUGGAUCAACAGUGAUGGUGGAUAGUGGCUUUGAUGCUGGUGCUCGCUUCACAGCAGGCAGCAGCGUUUCCAUCCCACCCCCACCUCCUGGACAUCCCCCCAAUGCAGCUCAGCUGGCUGCCAUGCAGGGUGCCAAUGUUGUAAUGUCACAGCGCAAGAGCAACUUCUUCCUGGGUGGAUCCAGUGGAGGUUAUACCAUCUGGUAACAGCAACUUCUCAACUCCUCCAUCAUGCCUAAACCGUGUCCCCGUCCCAAAUGAUGCCCCAGUUCUACCCCCAUCCCAUAUGCCACCCUCUUCAGGCUGCUUGGCCAUGCCACAAUACUGAUAUCACCUAACGGAAUGUAAUAUUUUAGAGCCCUUGUGAAAGGUACAGUACUCCACUUGUGACCUAGAGAUCAAAUGAUAAAUGCCACUGCCUGGAGAGGACAAAUGCAAAAUUUUUAAUGUUGUAGAAUUCAUGCCAUAAUUCUUCAUUGGGUCUAACCUCUUUGGUCAUCCCAGAUUGGACCUCUUUCAGGCAUUUGUUGAAGAGACCUGGUCUCCUUUGAUCAAAUGGAUCACAAAUUACAUUGAGAUGUUCUUGUAUACCUGUAAAGCUACGUAAAUGAAAUGUUGAAAUAUCAGACCCGCAUUAUUUAGUUUAGCUGCUUUAUGGUGAAAGUGAAACGCAGUUACAAAGUUGCAGUUAACCGCAAAAAAAAAAGAAGAAAUCUCCACUUGUCUUUUUUGAAAACUUUUAGUGUAGUAAAAUUAAUAGAUGUGUAAUAGUUCCAUGUAAAUACCAGUAUGAUGAUGAUGAUCAAGAGAAAUAACAUCUCAGCUAUACAAAAAAAAAAAAACCUGCAUCUUGGAUGCUUUUAGUUAGAAUUGUCUUGUCUUUUGCACAGUAUCCAAAAUACCAUGGCAUAUCUGUUGCACAGUAAACUUCCUAUCUGACAGAUUGUUACAUUGAAAUCACUUGUAAAUUAAAAAAAAUUUGAAUUAAAGCAAAUAAUUGAAGAAAAGAUUCCAUGCAAUAUCCAAAGUGAAUUACUGUACCUUGUUGGGCAACUUGUAGAUGAACAUAGUCAAGUGCCAAAGAGCACUGGGGAUAGCCCUAAUUUAAAGAAAAUUAACUUCAGUAAACUUAAAGGAAAGAAAUUUAAAGUAAAUCCAAAUAGUAAGUUGAAUGGGAAGGGGUGGUUGGUGUAACAUUUUAGCUUUUUUUUGUCUCCUGUUUCUAUUUCACAGUCGGAUACCCAGAGUUUAUACACUAAAUGUUUAUUGUACAGGUUUCAAGAAUUACCCUCCAUUUGUUUGUCUUUCACAAAGUAUAAUUUGGUAUCAUCAAAUAAAAAUUUUUCACCAUAGAGGAAUGUCACCUUUGUGAUAGCAUCAGUCAACAUUUUCUAAGGUUGAGGAGACUUAAAUAUUUCAGUGUUUCGUUUCUUCCUUCACUACUUUUCCACAUUCAAGUGAUUUACAUGAGUAGUUAGGCUAAUAAAUUUGUUAGUAUAACCAAUGAGCUGGUUGUACCAAAGAUUUGGUCUACAAUGCACUUAUGUUUGGUUGUGACUGUAAAUUUUUAAGGUCACAAUUUAAAAGCAAACAUAUCAUCGAAUUAGCAGUUAUGAGAUUGUCGGUACUAAGAGCCGUCAGUCUGACACGACUGCAAUUGUUGUGUUAACGUCACUUUAUGUGGGUCACUUGCAUCCUUUAAGUUGUUGCAUACUUUUGCACCUUUUUGCUAUGUACAAAUUUGAUUAAAUACUUUUUAUCUGAGAUGCACUGCUUAGCAAAUCUGAGAAGUUGCAGACAAGGGGCUACUCUCUUUUUUUAAAAUUCUGGUUUCAUGUCUUUUUAAAAGGAAAGCUGUGAGAUUUUUGAACAUUUAUAGAUUUAAAAAAAAAAAAAAAGCUUCUUUUUCAUCAAGUCUAUUCCAUUUUAAAGUAAUGUCAAAAUGUGUCGUGUUGUUCAGUAGAUUGAAAGUGUAUGCAAACUUUUAUGCAGUGAGGCUAUUAUCUCUGUCAGCAUAAUUGUUAAUUUCCGAGACAUUUUUGUGCUGCUAAUUAAACCUCUUUAGAAUAUUUACAUCAUACAUUAUCAUGCAAACUUAAAUAAAGUAUCUGAAACUAGGUAAGUCUGUGUGGAUACCAUCGACUGAUAUUUGUAGAUAUUCUUCAUUUUGGUGUCUGGUAGCGUCAAUGUGUCACUGGGUAUCCGACAUACCGUAUCAAGUUUUAACAGCUGUGGCCUCCAGGAAACAAAUGCUGUUGCCGUCAACCACCAUUCAGUGAUUUCUCAGUGUUAUUUCAGUCAGAAAGACCAGCUGUCUGAAAGCCAACUUCUUUCAUCUGAUGACCCUCAUCUGAUGAACGUCCUCUGUGCAGCUCACACACAGAGCUGCUUUAGCAUACGUGACUGACGUGUCGCUCAAGUGUUUUUUAAAAUGGCUCAGUGUGCAUUUUGCUGGGUAAGAGGCCACAGCUAUCAAAACUUCAAACAAAAAAAAUAUGAUUCCAACAAAUGUUUCCUCUUUUUUUUUUUUUUUCCAUCUCUGCUCUGAUUGUUUGUUAAGCAGCAUAAUGGUGGCUUUGUCCCAGCAAUAUGAAGUACUGUAAACUACAGCUGACCAGUAGAUGCUAUGCCAACCACAGCCAGCAAAUGGAUCACUCUUUGGUGAAGGAUUAUGGACAUUUAUAGUUCAGGGAUUCUCUUGACAAUAUUUUGUAAAAUAGAUGUAUGUACUAAAGUGAUGUGACGGACUUUGGUACACAUUCUAUCUUUUAAGAUUACUAAAGGAGAUGAGUGUCACUACAGUUUGCUGAGACAUGUCAAAGAUGGAAUACUUUGAAAAAAAGAACUUAGGUGCACUUAACUUUUUUAUACUAAACUUAAAAUUUAAAAUGUAAGUUUAGAAUAAAGGUUAUUUUGGAAAUUUGAAACGUUGCAUGUUUUGUCAUUUAAUUUUAUUCGCAUGAACAAUGUAUUAGAGCGGGGCAGGUAUUGAUUUUAAGAUUGUGAUACGAGACUAGAUAACAUGGGGUUUAGGUCAUUGUAUUGUUGUGGCCAGACUGCAUCACAGGUAAUUUAUAGUUUUUCAACUUAUUUGAUUGAGCAGGUCCUUCUGUUUGCUGGCCUUCAUUACAACAAAUCCUCAUCAGCCACUUAAGUUUGGUGUACUUACAGUACGGGACAACAAAGUCAUUUUGACAUAAAAAAAAAGGUACCGCGUGAAAAAUAUGAUUCUGUAUUUUUGGUAAAAUCACCUCCUUUACACUAAGUUGCCAGUUUAUUGCCUCCAUUUAGCCAUAUCUGUUGCUGUUCACUCCAGCCCACAGUAAAAUCACAUCUCCCUGAAGUUUAUCAUAUUCAGUUGUUGUUGACGCCGAUAUAAAGGUUUUGAUUCA